AUGGACCAGCGGAACCAGCUCGGCGCCCUCGGACACCUGCCGCCGCUGCUGCUGCACGCCCUGCUGCUCCUCGCGGCCGACGCGUCGUUUACCGAAGUCCCCACAGAUGUGACCGUGCGGGAGGGAGACGACAUCGAGAUGCCCUGCGCGUUCCGGGCCAGCGGCGCCGCCUCGUACUCGCUGGAGAUCCAGUGGUGGUUCCUGCGGGCGCCGCCCCGCGAGCUGCUGCACGAGCUGGCGCUGAGCGCGCCCGGCGCCCGGAGCAAGGUAACAAACAAGGAUGCGACUAAAAUCAGCACCGUGCGUGUCCAGGGCCACGACAUCUCCCACCGGCUGCGGCUGUCGGCCGUGCGGCGGCAGGACGAGGGCGUGUACGAGUGCCGCGUGGCGGACUACGGCGCCGCGGACACGCAGGAGCACGCGGCCCGGGCCCUGCUGCGCGUGCUCUCCCGCUUCGCGCCGCCCCGCAUGCAGGCGGCGGAGGCCGUGUCCCACAUCCAGAGCAGCGGGCCCCGGCGCCACGGCCCCGCCUCCAGCGCCAAUCACGUGGGCACCGCGGGCCGCCCCACAUCCCAGCCCGGCCGCAGCCACAAGCGUCCGCCUCCUCCGGGAAGCCCUUCCGCGACCCCCGGUCCCGGAGUCCCCGAGGCCGCCGCCGCCGCCGCCUCCGCCACCCCCGCAGCCACCACCACUGUCGCCGCUGCAGCCGCUGCUUCCUCGGCUUCGCCGCCCGGCCAGGUGGUUCUGCGCCAGAGGCAUGGCUCCGGCACCGGCCCCACCUCCUCCGCUGACCCACUCCUGGCGCUGCUCCUGGUGGCUCUGCACUCGCUCCUGGGCCGGCUGGUGGGGCACUGA
Eptesicus fuscus (big brown bat) is the source of this 855-nucleotide messenger RNA. It is a transcript of the gene VSTM2B, whose product is annotated as V-set and transmembrane domain containing 2B. Lineage: Eukaryota; Metazoa; Chordata; Mammalia; Chiroptera; Vespertilionidae. The coding region runs from base 1 to 855 and encodes 284 amino acids. The transcript has 5 exons. The record is from RefSeq and is a predicted model, not a curated record.